AUGUGCAAGAGAUCCAGCGGGCAGGUGCUCCGGUCACUGUCUCCCCGCGGCCGAUUCCCGUCGUACAACUCCGCCGCUCAUCUCUCAUCUUCCUCGUCCUCAUCGGCGUUCGCUUCUUCCACGAGCUCGAGCUUUUACUCUCCGUCGUCGGCCUUCUUCCGCACCACAGCUCCACCACACAGAUCCGCCUCUCCGACGCGCGUCAAUGUAUAUCCCCAGAGUCCUUCGUCGCCGACGUUCCGAUUCUCGAUCGACAGAUCCACAUCUCCCAAUCGCAGCAUAUCCGUCACGACGAAGCACACCAAUCACAUCUCCAGCCUCCCGCGAGGAAGACGUGUAUGUGCUCUCCGACCUCGCAUCCCAGAUCGUUUUGUUGCAGUCUCCACAAGAACAGCCCCCAGAACGGCCACGCCGGAGGGAGCUCGUUCAUUGGCGAGGCAGUAA
Messenger RNA from Linum tenue, 444 nucleotides. The record is from the annotation of a GenBank genome assembly. NCBI's taxonomy places the organism in Eukaryota, Viridiplantae, Streptophyta, Magnoliopsida, Malpighiales, Linaceae.